Bombyx mori (domestic silkworm) is the source of this 1021-nucleotide messenger RNA. RefSeq names its product prothoracicotropic hormone (gene PTTH). The record is from RefSeq and is marked validated. Lineage: Eukaryota; Metazoa; Arthropoda; Insecta; Lepidoptera; Bombycidae.
AUCGUUCAGUUGAGUUAUCCAGCAUUCCCAAUCAUGAUUACUCGACCGAUUAUAUUAGUCAUUUUGUGUUACGCUAUUCUUAUGAUAGUGCAGUCAUUCGUGCCUAAAGCGGUAGCGCUGAAAAGAAAACCAGACGUGGGUGGUUUUAUGGUAGAAGACCAAAGCACACAUAAAAGUCACAACUACAUGAUGAAAAGAGCAAGAAAUGACGUUUUGGGAGAUAAAGAAAACGUCAGGCCGAAUCCUUACUACACGGAGCCUUUUGACCCAGACACGAGCCCAGAAGAAUUGUCCGCUUUAAUAGUUGAUUACGCCAAUAUGAUUAGGAAUGAUGUUAUUCUGUUGGAUAAUUCCGUUGAAACGAGAACGCGAAAAAGGGGAAACAUUCAAGUUGAAAACCAAGCUAUUCCGGACCCACCUUGCACUUGCAAAUACAAGAAAGAAAUAGAAGACUUGGGCGAAAACUCUGUUCCACGCUUCAUUGAAACCAGAAACUGCAAUAAAACACAACAGCCGACCUGUCGACCCCCGUACAUUUGCAAAGAAAGUUUAUACAGUAUAACUAUUUUAAAAAGAAGGGAGACUAAAUCGCAGGAGUCUCUCGAGAUACCGAAUGAAUUGAAAUAUCGAUGGGUGGCGGAAUCUCACCCCGUCAGCGUGGCGUGUUUGUGUACAAGAGACUACCAACUACGAUAUAAUAAUAAUUAAUUGUUUUGACUUACGCCUGAUGAUUUGUUCCGAAUCGAAUUUAUUUAAUUACUUUAUACAAUAAAGCUUAUAUUAAAAAUUAAUGAUAAUCAAUUUUAAUUAAACCAAAUUGAAAAAAAUAAAAAUUUCCUCCGAUUUUUAGUUUUUAGUGGUGGUACAUUCAGCGAAGCACUGUUUUGCUAGGCCAGAUGUUAGUAGAUCAAUACAGUUUUGAUGCUUACCUUGAAAGCUGUGCUCUUAUUAUAUUAUGCUAUUCAAAUAAGAUUAUAUAGUUAAAUAUAUAUCUAUUAAAUAUUAAAAGACACAAUUUAAA